GCCAUGCUGGACAUUUCAGCUGACCAAGGCUGGUUAGUGACAUCCCUGCGUAUCACCAUCCUUAUCCAGAUGGUCAUCCAAGGACGAUGGUCAACAGACAAUGCUCUCCUGACCUUACCACACAUGACACCCUACCACCUCAACUGUCUCAGGCCUAAAGGUGGAGAGGGUGCCAAAAGGAAGGGCACAGCCCUGCCAAGGGGCCCAAUCAGAUCCCUCCCGGAGCUUUUAGCUGCAUGUGAUGGGCGAUACGAGACACUUCUUACAAUGUUGGAUGGAGAGAUGGACAGAAUGCAAAUUGACCAGAUUUACACUGUGAUAGGAAAGUUACCUCAGAUCCAAGUGAACCUUUCCAUAAAGGGAUGGUGGGAAGGAGGUGAAGGGCAGAAGGAUAUUCGAAUCCAGAACUCUACAGAUGGUGGGCGUCGCCCAGACAGCGACUGGAUCCAGGUGCAUGCUGACCAAGAGUAUGUGAUACAUGUUGACCUUGUCAGGGUUAACAAGACCAAACGAAAUGAUAGUAAGGCCCAGACACCACGGUUUCCCAAACCUAAGGAUGAGGGCUGGUUCCUGGUGAUCGGGGAGAUAGAGAAUAGAGAAGUCAUCGCACUUAAAAGGACAGGAUAUGUUCGUGGACGUUCUCGUCAACAGUUGGCAGUGUACACUCCAGAGACAACAGGACGUGUGAUCUAUACAUUGUACCUAAUGAGUGACUCCUAUCUUGGUCUGGACCAGCAGUACGAUAUCUGUUUAGAUGUGAUACCUGCUAGUAUAGAGUCACAGGUCAACACAGAGCUGGUCGGUGAACUAAAUGACUUGGACAUGGAUGGGGGUGAAUGAUCCUAUAUGUAUGGGUAUUUCUGGUGGUUAUCUUUAAAGUGUUAGUGACUAUACCACAUCAGGUGGUCAAAAAUAAACCACACAAUACCUGGAUAUUGAAAAUGAUGAGUGGAUAUUUGUAUCUAUAAUUAUUGGGAGGUAUUUAUCAAUGGUAUGGCUGAAGUGAAAUCAAAAUGUCACACCUGGAAUUUGUAGUAAUGUACAUAGCCCAUCACAGAAUGAUACUGUUGGUAUGAGUACAAAUCAGUAGUGUCUAUUUUUCUCUUUGGUGUAUGAAACUUUGACCUUAUGACCUUUUGUACAAGUGAUAUUUUUAGGUUUUGUUUGAUUUUACUAGAAAUGUGUAAAGUGAUCAGACUGAUUUGGUUGUGUGAUUUGUUUGUUGAUAGUUUAUUGAACAUAGUUUAGUGUCUAAAAGAAAUAGAUGCAGAUACUGACUGUUAAACAUUUAAGCUUUGGUGUAAAUUGAGUGUACCUGCCUUAAGCUUUGGUGUAAAU
This is a messenger RNA of Ylistrum balloti, 1338 nucleotides long. RefSeq names its product activating signal cointegrator 1 complex subunit 3-like. The record is from RefSeq and is a predicted model, not a curated record. The transcript has 5 exons. Gene Ontology annotation, molecular function: 3'-5' DNA helicase activity; RNA binding. The annotation marks the transcript as partial. Lineage: Eukaryota; Metazoa; Mollusca; Bivalvia; Pectinida; Pectinidae. Gene Ontology annotation, cellular component: nucleus.